GGGAGGCUGCUGCACAAGCUUCGACGAACUGAGGAGUUUCGAACAGCCUUGUGUGGCGCUCAGUUGCAGAGGAGUAUCGAGAGCGCGCAGUGCAUACGGAGCUUGGAAGCGCAAAGAACGCGAAGAGACGCUUUCAGCACCACGGACAGAUCCUGAUAUCCUUCUAUUGCCUGCUCCCUUUAAAUAGCGGCUGUCAAUAUUGAGAGACAUGUUACAAAGGAAAAACUCUCAAAUUCUGCUCUUAUUAGCCCUGUGUAGUGUGUUAUAUUCCAAGGCAAUGGGCUUACCUGCACUGGGAACAUACUCAUCUAUGAGGUUGGGAAGUACAAUGGGUCUGGAUGGUGAUAGCGAUAACGAUUGGACAAAGAGCACAUCAAAACAAGACUCUGUUCCCGAAAGCUAUAAACUUUACUAUGAUUUAUCUAAUGGAGCGGAUAGAGCUACAAGACACGCAGACGGCCUUUUCACAAGUGGAUAUAGCAAACUAUUAGGUCAGCUUUCUGCGAGACGAUAUCUGGAAUCACUUAUUGGGAAAAGAGUAAGCAAUGACCUUUUAGAUGAACAGAUGCCUGUUAAGCGCCACUCUGAUGCCAUAUUCACAGACAACUACAGUCGCUUUCGAAAACAAAUGGCUGUAAAGAAGUACCUAAAUUCUGUUUUGGCUGGGAAGAGGAGCCAGGAAGACAUGAAUCCAGCAGGCCUUCCGGAGGAUGCGAGCAUCAAUGAAAACUUCUCGGAAAACUUAGACGACGUUACAGUUGAUGAUCUGCUGAAUCACAUCCCGCUGACUCUCUGAACUGGACCCUCUGGAAGAAAUCACAUGAUGAGUUACAUUCUUAUCCGUUUCAAACUUUUACAAAGGAGAGAACUUCGGUACUAAAACCAAAUUUAAAAUUAUGAUAUAUUUUGUUUCUUAUAUAUAAAGAUACAUGUAAAUAUUAUAAUUUAAUUCAAGAGCUAUGCCUCAGGCUGUAAAUAUGUAUGCUAUUCUUUAGUUCUCGACUACAAGAUGAACUAAACUGAUGUAAAUCCUUAAUUGAAUAAAGGCAUUGAUAUAAGAAUUGUAAAGCUGCAUAAUUCUGAACUGCUGAAGUAAACAUUCUCAGAAAGCUCGGGUCUGUAGAUUGUGCUCAGUGUUGUGGAGAUGUUAUUUUGUUAGCUAAGUAUAGAACAUGAUGGUAUUUACUAAUUUAAGGGUUAAAAAAUAAAGAACAAGCUCUACAAAGUCAUUUUGUGCAACGCUGACACACACAGGUUGUUCACUAUGGAGAUGUGAAGAGCAGUGCUUCUAAUAAUAUAGUGAGUAUUUAAUACGCUGGGCAAUGAUAAUCUGAUCACUCGUUACAGCAGCACAAAUGACUUCGUGAUAGGAUGUGAGCAUUAUUUUCUAUGGCAGAUUGCUAAGAAUGUUGAGUGUGGGGCUGAGCAGUUUUAAACCAAAACACUAAUUGAACAAAGUACAGAUUUGUAACACAAUUAAUCUGUGAAGUUGCUAGGUAUUUACAAAAAUAAUAUAUAUUUUAUUAAACAUGGUCGACUAACAAAAAAAGAGUAUAAUGUUUACUUAUUGGAAAAUAUCACUCUGUAUUCCAGUACACUUGAAAACACCUUUGAUUUCCCUCUUUAUGUAUUUUUUUCAAGAUGAAUGUAACUUCUAAAAUAUGUUACAAAUAAUAAAAAAGAAAGUUUUAUU
Messenger RNA from Polypterus senegalus (gray bichir), 1693 nucleotides. Its product is annotated as vasoactive intestinal peptide. NCBI's taxonomy places the organism in Eukaryota, Metazoa, Chordata, Cladistia, Polypteriformes, Polypteridae. The record is from RefSeq and is a predicted model, not a curated record. Gene Ontology annotation, cellular component: neuron projection; extracellular region; perikaryon. Gene Ontology annotation, molecular function: peptide hormone receptor binding; neuropeptide hormone activity. The transcript is spliced from 7 exons. Bases 209 to 796 code for a protein of 195 amino acids. Gene Ontology annotation, biological process: epinephrine secretion; positive regulation of protein catabolic process; positive regulation of endothelial cell proliferation.